AAUUUAAGUCAAUACUCCACCGAGUCCAACACAUAUACAAUACCACGUUAUGUUUCUGAUUUUGAGAAUAUUGUACAGGAUUUUGGCGAAUCGGCAAUCUGCUUCUCGCUCGAAAGAGAGGAAAGCCCGUUACAUAACUGAACUUGAGAGAAAGGUUCAGACCCUUCAAACAGAAGCAACCACUCUUUCUGCUCAAUUAACCCUUUUCCAGCGGGAUACGACCCAGUUUACUAAUGAGAAUACAGAGCUUAAGCUACGUCUGCAAGCUAUGGCACAAGAAGCUCAGUGAUCCAUGGCCAUCCAUAUCAAAUAGUGCCAAGGACCUUAUUCGGAAAAUGCUAACACUAGAGCCAAAGAAGAGAAUUACUUCAGUGCAAGUUCUUGGUAUUUCUCCUGUUUCCCUUUGUAAUCAAAAGUUACAGUAGCAUGUCAUGUCAUAUCGUUCUGCAUAUACAUUUUUGAUUAUAUGUUAUAAGUUGUAUUCAUGUUUAGCUUUUGUAUGUAUUUAUCAUAACUUCCAAGUAUACGCUACAUGCUCUUCCAAGGUAGGAAACUACCAAGACGAGGUGUUUUGUGAUGUGAUACCAAUGCAAGCGUGUCACUUAUUGUUGGGGAGAUCAUGGCAAUAUGUUAGGGCUACCGUGCAUGAUGGAAGAACCAAUAGGUACACGUUUGUCUAAACAGACCUUAAUGAAACCACUGGCUUGAUUACAAAAGAUCCAAAUACAUGAUCUUUUUCCAUAAUUUAUAGCUUGUUUCUCGGUGUUGGGUUGGAUAGAUUAUGGAUCCUUAAUUCAAUAACAUACGAUGUGUUUUGGUGAUGGCAAUUGCCCAGGAGAAUGACCUGAUUAAUGAAUGUCUGACAUUGAAUUAGGAAGAUCGAUGAGUAAAAUGGAUGAGAGUUAUGGGCUUGAAAGAUUCUUACCAAAGUGAAAGACAAGUUUUAUAGAAUAAUGGUGUGACCAGUCAUGUUAUAUGAGAGUGAAUGUUACGCCUCUAAUAUUUAAUGUGUCCAUAACAUGAGUGUUACAGAAAUGUGGAAGUUAAACUAGACAUGCGGUCAUACAAUUCUAGACAUAAAAUAGACUUACCUUGGGUUUGGUGGUUUAUAGGAGCUUUUCUAGUCUAGUUAGAGAUUUGUAUGCCAAUGUAGAGAUAAAUUGUUUUUUGGAGAACCUCUAGUGGUAGAGAGUUCCUAAUUUGGCUUUAAAGAAAAUUAUUUAUUAAGAAAAGUAGAAUUGUAAUGAAUUGAGACCAAAUAUAGUGGAAUGAUCAUAGAUGAUUCAUAUAGCCAACCUAAUUUUGUUUUCGAUUUGAUAUUAUAUCAAUACAAAUGGCUCUAUCGAGAGUUAUGCUUACCAAACCCCAUAGUAUCAAAGAUUAAAUGUCAUUUUCCUACUUUCUACAUAUUUCAGUAGUAUGAGAGAUAGAAUUUAAUAGUUACACAAAAAUUAUCCAUCAGAAUUUAAUAGUUACACAAAAAUUAUCCAUCAUUACUUUAUCAUAAUAGAUCAAUCUAAUGUAAUUGUGCAUCUCCAGAACCUGCGAAUAUGAAUAUUUGAGGUGAGUCAGUAAUAAUAUAUUAGGAGGUGUAAAAACUAUUUUGUAUUAGGUAAUUUGAUGUGUUGUAUCUUACCUAAUAUCUCUUUGUAGACGAUGUUUUUGGUGUAUGUUCCUUUUUUUCUCUUUGGCUGCUCUGUCAUGACCAAAACCUUUGUUGUUGACAUUGAUCUUCCUUUUUAAAGUGCAACGUAUAGCUGUCCAUGU
Messenger RNA from Capsicum annuum, 1767 nucleotides. RefSeq names its product transcription factor RF2b-like. The transcript has 3 exons. The record is from RefSeq and is a predicted model, not a curated record. Gene Ontology annotation, cellular component: nucleus. Gene Ontology annotation, molecular function: DNA-binding transcription factor activity. NCBI's taxonomy places the organism in Eukaryota, Viridiplantae, Streptophyta, Magnoliopsida, Solanales, Solanaceae. Gene Ontology annotation, biological process: regulation of DNA-templated transcription. The coding region runs from base 50 to 289 and encodes 79 amino acids.